AUGGCUUAUAGGGCAAAAGUCAUUGCUUUAGACCAUGUUGAUGGGUCUUUCAAAGAGCAAUAUAAAAGGACCUAUGAUUAUGCAAAUGAGGUCCUAACUCGUAAUCUUGGAUCCACAGUUCAGGUUAAAGUUGAACCAAAUGAGGAUGAACCUAUAUUCAAGAGGUUGUAUGUUUUUUUGAAGGCCUGCAAGGACAAUUUCGUGUCCUGCAGGCCUAUUAUAGGGCUAAAUGGUGCAUUUUUGAAAGGUAAAUAUGGUGAGGAAUUGUUGAUUAUUGUUGGAAGAGAUGCAAACGAUCAAAUGCUUGCAUAUUCCAUUAUGGAAGUAGAGAACAAGGCCACGUGGAAAUGGUUUAUGGAACUUCUGGUUGAAGAUCUUGGUGGGGAGCCAAUAUGUGCAUCAUGUACAUUCAUAUCAGAUCAACAAAAGACACCUAUACGCCAAUUUCAAAAGAAAAAAAAAAUCCCAGGAAAGCAGCUCAAGAGGUUGAUGUGGAAGGCAACUACAACAACUCAUCCACAAACAUGGGAAAAGGAAAUGACAAAUAUCAAAGAGCUCAACAUUGAAGCUUUUAAAUAUCUAAUUAAAAUACCUCUCAGAUACAAGUCCAGAUCAAGGUUUACCACCACAUCUAAAUGUGAUACAUUAGUAAACAACAUGUCAGAGGCAUUCAAUAGUGUUAUGGUGCAUACAAGGUCUAAGCUAAUUAUAAGCAUGAUGGAGGAGACUCAGUUUUACAUCAUGAAGAGAUGGGCAAGUAACAGAACAAAAAGUCAAUCAUUGUCUAGGAUCAUUUGUCCUAAAAUCAAGACUAGACUUAAUAAGGAGUCCCACUUAACUAAGUUCAAGAUUCCUAGUUGGUCAGCAGAGAAGUUGCUUGAAGUUCGUCAUGCCUCCCAAGUUGGGGAGAAGCUUGUAGUUGAUCUCGACAAAUAUGAAUGCACUUGUAGAAAAUGGGCUAUCUCAGGCAUUCCAUGUUGCCAUGCGUUGACUGUUAUGAAGUUUCUCAAUUUAGAUGUAGAGGACUUCAUACCUUGUUGGUUUAGGAAGGCAACAUAUCAAGAGACAUACUCUUCAAUUGUUUAUCUAAUAAAUGGAAAAAACAUGUGGGACAUUACACCAUACAAUGAUAUCUUCCCUCCAAGAAAGAGAGCAUUGCCAGGCAUACCAAAGAAGAAAAGGAGGUUAGAAGAAUGGGAGUUUAUCAGGGAUGAUAUAAGAAUGAGGAAGGGUGGUCUACAUAAAAGAUGUGGCAUUUGUAGGCAAAUGGGUCACAAUAGGACUUCUUGCUAG
Molecule: messenger RNA, 1293 nt
Organism: Vigna radiata var. radiata (mung bean)
Lineage: Eukaryota; Viridiplantae; Streptophyta; Magnoliopsida; Fabales; Fabaceae
Exons: 4
Coding region: 1-1293 (430 amino acids)
Molecular function (GO): zinc ion binding
Source: RefSeq, a predicted model, not a curated record